This is a messenger RNA of Cyprinodon tularosa, 1034 nucleotides long. RefSeq names its product protein CIP2A homolog. The transcript has 10 exons. NCBI's taxonomy places the organism in Eukaryota, Metazoa, Chordata, Actinopteri, Cyprinodontiformes, Cyprinodontidae. The record is from RefSeq and is a predicted model, not a curated record. The coding region runs from base 16 to 1017 and encodes 333 amino acids.
CCCUUUUUUUCUGACAUGGUUUCUUCCAUACUCGGUUUAAAGCAGAAGCGGGAGACAUUGUUGUUAUACCUCUGCUGUUGUCUUUUCCGGGAAGAAAUAGGAAAAGAAAAGAUGGAUAUAACGAGCUCUCUAAAGUCUCUGCUGUUGGCCAUCCGACAGUACAGAGACAGCAGGACUGCUCAGCAUGCUGCCCAGCUGCACAAACAAGUGGAGGGAAUUUCCCAUCUGGAAUUUGACCGCCUGCUUUCCUCGGCUCACUUUCUACCCACUGAGUGUGUGAGUGGCCUGGUAGAGCUGGCAGGAAACCCAAACAUAAGUCCUGCCCUGACCAGCGCCAUCAUCUCCCUGCUGGCCCAGCUGGGGAAUGAUGAUGCCAGCCGGGAAAUUCUCCACAAAGGUUACAACCUGACCAGCACCCUGGCUGCUGUCAUCCACUGCCACAGCAGCACACCUGGAGAGCCUCUGGUGCUGCAGUGUCUUCAGGUGCUGCAGAAGCUGACGUACAGCACUCAUAGCUUCCAGUUGACAAGCUACAUCCAGGAGCUCAUCGCUUUUCUCCUGACAAACAUACAGUCUCAGAAUGAGGAGAUCCUCGUGCACUGCCUCGCCCUCAUGGCCAACCUUUGUCGUGACAACCCCUCCGUGCAGAGCCACAUCAAGUCAAUGGACAACGUGAGGCGGUUUUACCGAACUCUGUUCAACCUCAUGGCUCACAACAGUCUGACUGUGGUGAUCUUUGCACUGUCCAUUGUGGCCAGCCUCACUCUGAAUGAGAAGGUGGGAGAGAAGUUUUUUGAUGCACAAAACAUCCAUCAAACUUUCCAGCUGGUGUUCAACAUCAUGGUGAACGGUAACGGCUCUCUGACCAUGAAGUACGCUGUGAAUGUCCUCGUCGAUCUGUUGAAGAGCUCCAGAAUAGUAGAUUACCUCACCAAGUAUCAGCACCUCUCAGCAUGUGUCUCGCAGGUUUUGGGGCUGCUGCACUGUGAAGACCCUGACUCUGCAGCCACGGUUUAAGGAAACAGAGCGUCUGC